Molecule: messenger RNA, 1884 nt
Organism: Funneliformis caledonium
Lineage: Eukaryota; Fungi; Glomeromycota; Glomeromycetes; Glomerales; Glomeraceae
Source: the annotation of a GenBank genome assembly
AUGACAAAUAUAUCCCAGUAUCCUAGCGAUGUUACAACCAACACAAAUAAUCAUCAUAAUUCCACAUUGCCUAUGGAUGUAGACAUAGAAGGAACUACAAAUUCACCCUCGCAAACGCCAGCAUAUUCAGAGGAUCAAAAUACUUCACAAUCUUGUUCACCCCUUUUAAAUGAUCAGAGUGGAGAAGUUCCAUGUAUCCAAAUGACGCAAAAUAACUUGGGAUAUUCAUCCAAUCAACCACUUACGUCUUCAAACCUUGUAACAAUUAAUAUUGGAUUACAAGAGUUAUACAAAAGUUAUAAAUUGAUUGAAGAAGACAAUAAAAAAUUACAGGAGAGGUUAAAGGAAUCCGAAGAAACUGUUAAUGCGUAUGUAAAUGCUAGUAUCGAAAAAGAUGAAAUUCUUAAAAAUAAAACCGAUGAACUUCUUGAAAUUCAAAAGAAAUUGUUUGAGCAAAGUUUCGAACAUGAUUUCAAAUUAAAAAAACUUAUUCCCUAUAAAUCAAGAGUUGAAGAAACAUUGCGUAUUGUUGAUGAGUUAAAACAAGAGAUUAAAGAACUUCGAGAUGAAAAGAGUUCUGUUAGAAAUAAAUAUUCGGAAUUGAAACAAAGUUUCAACGAUCAAAAAGUUACUUUACAACAAUUGAAACAAAACAAGGAAAAACUUGAAUCAAGAUGUAAUGAAUUAGAUCAACAAUUAAAAGAAAAAAGAUCUCAAAUCCGAGUGUUAAAACAAAAGAAUACCGAAUUAGAAGAUGAGGCAUCAAGCUAUCAAUCUGCUCUUGGAGUUGCGACGAAUUUUAAAUUAAGUGACGAUGAUCAAAAUCAUACAGUUCAAUAUAACGAAGAUAUUUUAGCAUUACAUGAUACUUUAGAAAAUUAUGUUACGAAUUUGAAACCUAAAAUAGACGUUAAUGUGGAAGAAGCGAAGAAGCUUUUAAUUGAGUAUGGAAGUCAAGCCAAGAUUUCUAGUAAAGACCCAAACAAGCCGCUUAUUAAAGCUGUUUUACAGCGCCAUGUACUUCGAGAAAUUUUCAAAUAUGUGAAUAAAUAUUUCACAUGUUCAAGUAAAGACUAUUACCUUGAAUCAGACAUCGUCACGAAAUCUAAUGAGUUAAUUGAACUAAUGGAACGAUUUUGCGAUACACGUGUUGGUGAGGAUGAAGUAACUCGAGUUACGCCCAUAAAAUUACGUCAGCAAGUUUAUGCUGCGCUUGGUACUCGAGGGUUUAGCGAUAUUAAAAAAUCCGAUGGAGAUUCCGUGCAUGACUAUAUACGUCAUAUCUCAAACAAAAUCAAUGAGAUGAUGAACGUUUAUCGUGUCAUUAAAGACGUGGAUAAAAAAAAGUAUGUGGAUGCGUUAGCGGAAGAUUUAAUUCGAAAUGUUUUUAGAAUUUUUUAUUUUCGUUCUAAUAUUCAAGAACCGAAAGCUUUAUUUCACUGGUUUAAUUAUAAUGAAAAAAUCGAUAAAUCCUUCAUGAAAGGCAGCUGGGGGGAGGAUGAGGAUGAUUUGGUUGUUGAAGUUUGUUCUUUCCCGCUAAUCUAUUCAAAUACAAAUGGUUUAAAAAUUUAUACCCCUGCAAAGGUCUUACCAGUUCAUGUUGUGAAACAAAGUUUUGCUGAAAAAUUACAGAAUGUAGGUCAUAAAAUCAAAAAAACCAUCACCGGAUCAAAAUCAGCAGAAAAUAAUCAAGAAGAUCAAGAAGAAUCAAAUGAUAAAAAUGAUAAAUCCGCCACGUCAAUUUACUCGGAUGAAUCGGAUUAUUAUUCUCCUACUGAAGCAACGAAUGAUCCAAACAGGACGGAACUUAUUACUGACAAUCCAGAUAGCACUCAAGAAAAUGAAUAUCAAACAUCAAAUGCUCAAGAGUAUGUAUGCGUAUAA